AUGGCGCCCCCGAAGGAGGCUUCGUCGGCACUCUCACUACUUCUACUCAUCUGGCACUUCACCGAGAGUAACUUUCCGACUUUUGUACUCCCCAACUCGGCUUUCGGAUUACUCGCAGCCCUCGCAGCGCCUCUGCUCACCGACUGCCCUGAGCGCCCAUCCAACUGGACUUUUCUCUACCGCGCACUCGCAGUGAUCGUCUUCAACUGGGCCAAUGUUUUCGUAUUCGACCUGGCUAAUCAGCGCCUCCCGGAGUCGAGAUUGGAGGACCAACUGAACAAACCGUGGCGACCCCUGCCCACCGGACGCAUCAGCCCGGAAACGACCCGUCGGUGGAUGCUGAUCACCAUUCCCAUCGUUUUAACUGUCAGCGCCAUCCUCGGAGUGGCAACGGAAAGCGCCUUCAUCAUGAUUCUGACCUGGCUUUACAAUGAUCUACGUGGUGGAGACGAAAUCAUCCGAGAUGGGAUUAUCGCAUGUGGAUACGCCUUAUAUCUGACCAGCUCCCUGCGCAUCGCCUCCGGUCUGGGCUACCAUAUCUCGGAACAUGGAUAUCGCUGGAUUGCUAUGAUGAGCGGUGUCAUCUUGACAACGAUGCAGGUGCAGGACCUCAAAGACCAGGCCGGAGAUCGGACUCGAGGACGAAAGACUCUUCCCCUUGUGCUUGGAGACACGGUCUCACGUUGGAUCAUCGCCUGUUUCACCUUGUUCUGGAGCAUCUCGUGUUCCUACUUUUGGAGGAUGUCUCUGUGGGGAUAUGCAUUGCCGAUGCUGACAGGCAUCGGAGUCGCAUCCCACGUGGUAAGCGGGUCUCACGAUACGCGAGCUUGGCGAUGCUGGUGUGCGUGGCAGGUGGUGGUUUAUGCAUUGCCCUGGUUGGCCUCGAUGCAGAACUGA
Messenger RNA from Penicillium subrubescens, 897 nucleotides. RefSeq names its product UbiA family prenyltransferase. The record is from RefSeq and is a predicted model, not a curated record. NCBI's taxonomy places the organism in Eukaryota, Fungi, Ascomycota, Eurotiomycetes, Eurotiales, Aspergillaceae. Gene Ontology annotation, molecular function: transferase activity, transferring alkyl or aryl (other than methyl) groups. Gene Ontology annotation, cellular component: membrane. The transcript has a single exon. Bases 1 to 897 code for a protein of 298 amino acids.